Molecule: messenger RNA, 1006 nt
Organism: Acomys russatus (golden spiny mouse)
Lineage: Eukaryota; Metazoa; Chordata; Mammalia; Rodentia; Muridae
Gene: Cygb
Product: cytoglobin
Exons: 4
Coding region: 147-719 (190 amino acids)
Biological process (GO): oxygen transport
Molecular function (GO): oxygen binding; iron ion binding; heme binding
Source: RefSeq, a predicted model, not a curated record
ACACACACACACAGGGCGCGCACAGACACACACGCUCCCUCCCUCGGGCUCUCUACUCCGCGCCUGCCCGCCUCGCACGCACCGGCCUCGACUCCCCGCGCCCGCCGCCGCCGCCGAGCGAAACCACGCUGGGCUCGGAGCUGCUCAUGGAGAAAGUGCCGGGCGACAUGGAGAUAGAGCGCAGGGAGAGGAACGAGGAGCUGUCCGAGGCGGAGAGGAAGGCGGUGCAGGCUACGUGGGCCCGGCUGUAUGCCAACUGCGAGGACGUGGGGGUGGCCAUCCUGGUGAGGUUCUUUGUAAACUUCCCGUCGGCCAAGCAGUACUUCAGCCAGUUUAGACAUAUGGAGGACCCCUUGGAGAUGGAGAGGAGUCCCCAGCUGCGGAAGCAUGCCUGCCGGGUCAUGGGGGCCCUCAACACUGUCGUGGAGAACUUGCACGACCCAGACAAGGUGUCCUCUGUACUCGCCCUGGUUGGCAAGGCCCACGCCCUCAAGCACAAGGUGGAGCCUGUCUACUUCAAGAUUCUCUCUGGGGUCAUUCUGGAGGUGAUCGCCGAGGAGUUUGCCAAUGACUUCCCUCCUGAGACGCAGAGAGCCUGGGCCAAGCUGCGUGGCCUCAUCUACAGCCAUGUGACCGCUGCCUACAAGGAAGUAGGCUGGGUACAGCAGGUUCCCAACACCACCACCCCACCGACCACACUGCCCUCUUCAGGGCCAUAGGACCCCUCCCAGCUCCCCCCUCCCUGGCAGCACUUUGGGCAGAAGGCUGAGUUCUCGAAGACACACCUUGAUCUUCCGUUUCUGGGUGCCAAGGAAGCUGAAGGGAUCCCGGACUCUCGACUUCCCGGAAGGAGGCCUUCGCCAUGGCUGCGGUUCCCCCAGGCUGCUGGGAGGCGGGGCUGGCUACCUGGAUGCUGAACUUAGCGGUGGAGGGGGAGGCCCUUCUGCCUCGCAGCAGAGGGCAGCUCUUCUUAGCUUUUUCUACUUACUGUCAGAGAGAGAGAGAG